GGCAGAUAGUCAGUGGUGAGGACUGAGGGCGGCCAGCAUCACUACUAUCACCAUCACCACCGCCAGCCUCAGCUAUCACCACCGCCGCCGUCAGUUGGUCCUCGGCACCGUGAGGACAGGCCGCGCACUGACUCACUAAGGAGUAAGGACGUACAGCUCCGGGAGUCUUGAGUCACUGCAUUACGGGCGGUAACUGUUGCAUAAACACGUCGAUAUCCAUCAGACGAACGACGGCGAGAGGGAGGGAGGGAGUAGUUUGUCGCGUGUGUGGCGGCGCCCCUCCACCUGUGUGUGUGUCAGGCGGCCCUCGGGCGUCCCCUGGGUCAACACACUUCCCGGCGUGAGUUACGGGUGACCUGACCUCCGCUGGCAUGCCUCUCCCCCCACGAACGUGACCCUUGACAACACCGUGACAUAAAAUAAUGUAUUCAUCGUGAAAGCUGGCAACAGCCGCCAGGCCGAGGUGCCGGCGAGGGAUUUAGUUGUUUCCAGACGGCGAGAUAAGUCACUGCGGGCACUGGUAUCGUCAGGAGCCCUAGGCGGCGUGCGCAGCGACGUGUUGGUGCAGGCCAGGUCGUGUGUCAUGCCCCGCGGCGGCGGGAUAAGUGAAGGAAAAUAGUGGAUGUGGCGAGCGCGUGCAGGGCCGCCGUGGAGCCGAGCCAGGCGGCGCCAGUCGAGCACCACACCUGGGGCGGCGCACAGCCUCCACCUGACUGCUGUGUACCUGUGUGCGUACCCGUGCCUGGCCGCGGCGGCCCGUGUCAAGUGUUGUCAGUGUGCGGCGGUGACAGCAUGCGGUCUCGUGCCUGCCUGUAGGCGGCGAGUGUCUCUCAGAGCGAGCGUUCCCCUGGCGCUGCGGCGAGGAGUGGCGGUGGUGCAGCAGCCUCCACCCGCGGCAGUGUUUGUGUUGUGGCGGCGCGGGCGGCGGCGGCCCCAUGUGGUGCGAGCCCCCCUGGUGGAGCUGCGGCGGCCUCUGCCUUCCCCUCCACCUUUCCCUGCUGCCUCUGCCCCUCCCCCCCCUCCACCACCACCACGGAGGCAGGUGUAGCCCCCGAGCGCCUCUGGAGCGACUGUAGUAACCACAGCGGCAGGAGCAGCGGCGAGUGUGGGCGACGCGGGCGGGGUGACGGAGGGUGGUGUGCGUGGGCGCGCGGGCUGGGCGGGGCCGCCUCGACCUCCAAGCUAUGCCCGGGCGGCGCCGUCCCGUGCUUCAUGUUCAUGUUCCGCUCCAGGAAGACCGCCCUGGUGAAGCGGGCGUGGAAGUCACGGAAGGUUGGCCUGGGCGACGCCUCCCACCAGGAGACCAGCCAGCAGGAGGCCGCUGCCCAGCAGCUCAAGGUUGCCGCCUUCCACCUCCUGCGGCGCCUGACGGAGCCACAGCUGGAGCUGCUGGUGGCCGCCCUCGACUCUGGCGGCGGUGACCCCGGAGAGUGCGUGCUGGUGCCCCGCGAGGUGGGCGUGGAGUGCGUGGGCGGCCGCUCCCUGCCACCCCACCUCCUGAUGGUGUGGGUGUGGCGGUGGCCGGACCUGCUCAGCGCCAGCCAGUACAGCGCCACGCCCCUGCAGCGACUUCCCUCGUGUGCUGCCCGCAACGAUCACGUCUACGUGUGUGCCAACCCCUACCACUGGGCCAGACUACUCCAGACAGAGUCGCCUCCCCCACCCUACUCUCGAUUCAGCUCUGAUCUACUUAGACCUGAAGAUGACGCCCCAAGUGAAGACGGUGACAGCAUCCUGGAGUCGCAGGAGACGGGGGGAACCAACCAGUUUGCGACGUACGCCUCUCAUGGGACUGGGUCAGUUCCUUGGUGCCAAGUGGCCUACUGGGAGGGACGGGAGCGGGUCGGGCGCCUGUAUCCAGUGUGCUCGUCUUCCCUCAACAUCAUGGGGGACACGCCUCACGGGGACGGCCUCUCGCUGGCCUCGCUGGCGGCACACUCGCCAACCUCACCCUCGGAUCAAGUCAAGAGAACUAGAGAGAAAAUAGGUCUCGGUUUGGUGCUGUAUCAGGACGGAGACCGAGUGUGGGUGUACAACAGGGCCGAAGUUCCGCUCUUCGUCACCUCCCCCACCCUGGACGGGGGCCUCCACGUGCGCUCCCACUUCAUAGUGCACAAGCUUCCCCCGGGACACAUCAUCACCAUCUUCGACUACAAGAAGGCGCGGCUGUACCAGAAGCGGCCCAUCCACCCCGACCUGCUGCACGAGGGACCCAUCGACCAGAACGCGGUGCGCGUCUCCUUCGCCAAGGGCUGGGGCCCCAACUACCACCGUCAGGAGAUCACGGAAUGUCCUUGUUGGCUAGAAAUCCUGCUCGUCCCUGCAAGAUGAUGUCCUCACUGCCUGGUGCUCUCUCACUGCCCACCCAGUCUUGCCUGCCAGUCACUGUUGGCCGGUCCAGCAGCACUGCCAGGGAGUUUAGCAGCAGCAGCAGCAGCAGCAGUAGCAGCAGAGACAGAUUUCACAUGGAACUUGUGAAGUGGAUUUGCUAACCCGGUGUUGCCGCAGCAGCAUGAGGCAGCUUGGCCCCGCGCCGCCGGGCCGGGCCGCGCGAGGGCCGCCGCGAUGCUGCCCUGCGUCGGGUCUGCGCCAGUGAGUCGUUCAGUGCAAGAUGCUCGUUAGGCGUCGGGGAGGAGUCUCUGCCACUCUCCCCGCGCAGAACACAACAUAGGUGGGUGUGGAUAUUUAGUGUGAGAUUAUUUCAGAUUGCUAUUAACGGGUCACAAUUUUGUUGGAUUACUUCCUCUGUGGUUAUCUUGCCAGUGAAUUUGGGCACUCAUGUUUAUAUUAUUUCUUGUAAUGAAAUCUAGUCUGAGUUUGUAAUUUUUUGUUACUGUUUCUUUGUUCUUAUAUUAUAACACAGUAUCUUUGAUAUUUGUUUACACUUCUUUCUGAAAUUCGGUGUAAAAUGUACUUCAUCAAGGUUCCCACAGGUCCAGGAAAUACAAAGUCAAAGAGAACGUUAAAUCUCGAGUCAUUAGCUGUUCCUCUCUUUGAAGGAGUCAUUGUUUAUAAGACAACUAACUUAAUAAAUAGCCAACAAUGUGAAGCUUGUUAUGACAGUUCCCUGCCAGCCGGUGUCGGCGGCGCGCGUCCCCGGCCGCGGCGCCGCCCUCCGACCUGGCCAGGGCGUCCGUGCACUAAGACAAGAUGCGCCGAAAUUCCUCGUCUUGCUUUCUGUACACAGCUAAAGAGACAGCAGAGCUACAUGCUUUAAAAGUCCCAUUUCUACCUCAUUUGUGGAAUAGGUGAUUAUUCCUCAUUCAGUUUUGUAGGGUGUUGCUGAUCGGAUGGCGAGAGUGACUACUAAGUACUUAAGUGUGCAGAGUGUAGCUGGAAACUGGAUGUUAACCAGAACCCAAGGAAAGAUCUGCCUCUCGAGUCCAAGCCUUAGUCUUAGCCUGUGGGAACCGUGCGUGGCGAGUCACGAUUGUUAUUCACGCUGUGAUGGGUUAAGGAAACUUUUGUACAGGACACAAUCAAACUUGUUGUAUUAAUGAAGAAACAGGGAUUUGGCCAGACGAUUAUAAACCCUCUUAAAUAGUUCACUCCUUGUACUGGCAAAUACUGGUUAUUUUUGUAUGCAAAUAAUGACUGAAACACAAAACUUGUUUGGUUUGCAUCACAACAAGGACACAUUUCCUGCCUCAGUGCUUAUGCAAGUUUUGGAUGCAAACUCUACACUUUAGAGUCAGCAAGAAACAUGGCUUCUCUCCAAUCCAUUAGAGAUAUCACAAAGAUUUCUGACUCCUAGAUACCCUGACCCAGUACGGUAAACUGUAGUAUGUGUUCACUAGUCUCUUACUGUUCUGACUGCAAGGGUGGCGCGCUGCCACGCGUGGACUGGAGCACUCCGCUGUGGAGGCCACAGCCCAACGGUGCUACUGUGGAAAAAGGAUCUUUCACUCUGUUCAAGUACAAAAUGGCUUCCUGCAAACCUGGUGCCCUCAUGUACAGUUUUAUACUAUCGUUUCUUGGCAUCUUGUGUUACCUUGGGGGUCAAGUCUGACGCAGCGUCGCCGCCGUGCCCCGCGGCGAGAGGUGGUGGUGGCGGCGGCGGCGGCGGGAGAACACGGCGGCGCAACGUCACCGUGCUGCGGCGUGUGUUGGUGAUGCAGGGAAGGUCACACUUGGCCCCCGCUGCCUCUGGACCUAAGACUGUAGCUCCUCGAAAGAAAAGAAAGAGUAAAUUGGUCUUCUACAGAUUCUAAACAGGCUUUGUCAUGCUUACGUUCCACAAGAUAUAAACCUUUCCCUUGACGUACAAUAUUUACUGUGCUGUGACUGAAGCAAAACUCGUUCCUUCAAAUUUUGAUGUGCCAUUUAGUUUACGUUCCUCCAGUAUUUGCUCAGCAGCUCCCGGCGGCCCCGAGCCCCGCACCACCGCCCUCUCCGUGUCAGUGUGUCGACAAGUGCCUCACGCCCGAUACCUUUGUUUGUUACGGUCGUUCCUCGUGUCGCGUCACCUGUCCGUGUCGUGCCAGCCUCGCCGAGCCGUGUCGUCCUGCCGUGGUGCGCGUCGUGAGCAGGCCACUGUGAAUACAAGCACCUGAGGGUUCCCAACACAGCUGUCACGUGUCCUUUGCCAGGAAGUGCCUACGCGUAUUGCAUGUUGUCUUGUGUCUUCUUCCCAAGGUUAUGAUGAGAUAAGCUUGGGAAGAAACUUUGUGUGGCAGAAACAUUUCCUAUUCAUAAAAGCCUUUUUGUUGCAAGUCACUUUAGUUUCCUGUUGAGUUAACUCAGUAAAUGACAAUCAAAAUCUUAUUUUGUUCAUAAAAUUAAAGAAAUCAGCGUCACCUAGAUUUCUGUUCAUUUUCUGGUUCAGUUGUUUGAGGCUGAGAUGAGGAAGACGCUUCCUGAAUCCCUAAGAUACAGCAGACUGUAUCUCAGAGCAGAUUAGUCUCAGUCUCAGAGGAAAUUAUUAGCAGACGCAGAUCAGGUCUUUGCCGCCUCACUAGUGACUCUUUGUAGGGGUGAAGGAUAACCCAGCCCGGCCAUCACUAGUGUACCUUUCUGUGAUUUUCUGGUUGAAUACGGUUCUGGUCACAUUGGCAGACAGAGUGUUUGAGUCUUUGCACAACAUUGCUCUGCUUGCAUGAAUUGUAUUUUACUGGAGUUGUUGUUGACUGUAUCAGCAAACCACUCACGAUUGCCUAAGACUAAGGCGCUGGGUAACAGGUAAAUGUUGUCGGAAGGGACGGGACCAAACAUGCAGCAAGUGCCUCAAUAGGGAGACUACAGGGUUGCUUGAGGGAGGACCGGACGUGUUACGCUAAACGCUAAUGUGAGCUCGAUGUGAUAACCUUCCAUUGUCUGUAAGGAGGAAUACUCUGUUCACGCUAACCCCGAGGAGAAGCCCCGCCCUUGUCAGCCCAGCAACCGCCUAUAAGAUUAAGCCUUUUCCAGCAUCCCUUGGCUUGCGGGUUGACCAAUGGUAUGCACUUCACGAGGAAGACGAGGGGCUUUUUUUCGGGGGUAAUUUAAUCUCUGUUCCCAUUAGCAUUGAAAAUAAGCCCCACCCACGCCAGCCUGUCAUUCACCAAUAAGAUCAAACCCUUUUCUACGUUCACCAAUACAAUUUAACCUUUUCCAGCAUCCACCAGUAAGAUUUAACCCUUUUCAACCCCCACCAAUAAGAUUCAACCCAUUCCAGUAUCCACCAAUAGGAUUUAACCCUUCCCAGCAUCCACCAAUCACAAGCGGCCUAAACUGGCGAGGGGGCGGGGCUUAAUCUCGAAGCUAACCUGAACAGAGCGUCUUAAUUGUUGGGGCAGCAGUCCGUGUGCGAGGAGACAGAAUGGUUGUUACGUUAGGUGUGUAAUACGGAUAUUAUAUUAGCGUUAGGGAGUAGAGAAGGGAAAGGUGACCUACUAUAAAUAUGAGCUAAUAUAUACGGAGUUAUACAUAAGGAUGACGACUCGUUAAUCAGAAUGUUUUGAUAGUCAUAUAUACCGUGCUACCUGAAGGAGCUACACAGACAGAGAUAGUGAUGGCAGCGUUGAGAAAUGAGGGAAGAGGUUGAAGGGAAAAAGAACCAUUGCACAAGUCUUUUUUUUUUUUUCUCGAUAGGGUUUCAGGUAUGUGUGUGUGUGUGUGUGUGUGUGUGUGUGUGUGUGUGUGUGUGUAUCAGUGACUGCUUCUAAUCUUUUUGCAUCGGAAGCGAAAACAUGUAAUGGACUGCUUAAUUAAAUACUGUAUCAAUAGGUGUGUGUGUGUGUGUGUGUGUGUGUGUGUGUGUGUGUGUGUGUGUGUGUAUGGCUGCCGUUCGUGAGGUCGACGUGCCAUUGGAGGCUAUGAAGUGGCGUCAGUUUCGUUCAAUAGGAGAACUUUGUGCAUUUAUGAGCGAAUGUUCUUUUGUUUGCUUUCACUGGGAGAGCCACACCCCCCACCCCCAGCCAGUGCAUCCUGAGGCUCACCUGACCUGACCUGACCUGUCCUGACCACUCACUUUGCCUGGCUGUCUUGUAUCCACCGCUGUACAUACUGUACAUAAGAGGUUACAAAGUUAAUUUGGGUGAAGCACAGGGUGGUUGCUAUUUUAGAGGAAAGAUACUUCCUGCCUUAUAUUUUUGUUAACCUUGGUGACGCAACCGUCCACUGCUUUACCACCGCAUACUAUGUAAUACAAAUGUGGCUUGACCAUAUUACGAACAUGUACAGUUGAUUUUUAUUAAAAACUUUUAGACUA
Messenger RNA from Eriocheir sinensis (Chinese mitten crab), 6688 nucleotides. It is a transcript of the gene Dad, whose product is annotated as mothers against decapentaplegic homolog 6-like. The record is from RefSeq and is a predicted model, not a curated record. The transcript has 5 exons. Gene Ontology annotation, cellular component: heteromeric SMAD protein complex. Gene Ontology annotation, molecular function: transcription regulator inhibitor activity; I-SMAD binding. Gene Ontology annotation, biological process: SMAD protein signal transduction; regulation of transcription by RNA polymerase II; transforming growth factor beta receptor signaling pathway. NCBI's taxonomy places the organism in Eukaryota, Metazoa, Arthropoda, Malacostraca, Decapoda, Varunidae. The coding region runs from base 1213 to 2331 and encodes 372 amino acids.